UUUGCACAGUGCUCUAUACAGUAUGUAUGUCACGAGUGUUGUUCUGUGAUUGUAGAGCUCCAUGUGCUCCAGAGAAAAUCUGGUUGUGAACUGGAGAAAUGUAAUGGAACAGUGACGAGUCUGAGAGCAUUUGAUGAAUAUGGAUUUGAUGGAGAGGAUUUUAUUGCCUUUAAUUCUGACACGUUGCAGUGGAUUGAUAAAAACCCCAAAGCCAAAGAAACCAAAAUCAAAUGGGAUCAGCAAACAGAACGCAAUGAACUCCUGCAGCAUUUCCUCAAGACCUGCAUGAACUGGAUCUCCACAGUUAAUAACACUAAAAAGACUCCACCAGAUGUUCAUGUGUUUGUGAGGAAAGCUCCUGAUGAUGAUAGUAAGAUGAAUCUGUGGUGUCUGGCCACUGGUUUCUACCCCAGAGAUAUUGAGAUGAACAUCAGAUUGGACAAAAUUAACACAGAAAACAAGAUAUCAUCUGGAAUCAGACCAAAUGAUGAUGGAUCGUUUCAGAUGAGAGUCAGUGUGGAGAUCGACAGAAACCUGAGAGGAUCUUAUGACUGUUUUGUCAUUCACAGGGGUCUGACAGAACCAGCUGUAGUAGAAUGGGAAGGGAAUUAUGCUGACUGUGAAACAGAAUCUCAGUGGUCUUUGAAAGCAGUAUUAAUAACAGUUUCAACAGUUCUCGUUCUCAUUGUGAUCUCUUACUGCAUCUACCGAAGGAAACGGUUAAAUGGUGGUGAGUUAUAAAUAUUCAACACUUUUCCUUUUAGAUGUUUUGUUUUUAAAUAGCAUUGUUUGAAAGACCUUUCA
This is a messenger RNA of Carassius auratus (goldfish), 804 nucleotides long. Its product is annotated as H-2 class I histocompatibility antigen, K-B alpha chain-like. The annotation marks the transcript as partial. Lineage: Eukaryota; Metazoa; Chordata; Actinopteri; Cypriniformes; Cyprinidae. The record is from RefSeq and is a predicted model, not a curated record. Gene Ontology annotation, cellular component: external side of plasma membrane. The transcript has 3 exons. Gene Ontology annotation, biological process: immune response.